Olea europaea var. sylvestris is the source of this 1866-nucleotide messenger RNA. RefSeq names its product G-type lectin S-receptor-like serine/threonine-protein kinase At4g27290. Lineage: Eukaryota; Viridiplantae; Streptophyta; Magnoliopsida; Lamiales; Oleaceae. The record is from RefSeq and is a predicted model, not a curated record. Gene Ontology annotation, biological process: recognition of pollen; protein phosphorylation. Bases 31 to 1446 code for a protein of 471 amino acids. The transcript is spliced from 6 exons. Gene Ontology annotation, molecular function: ATP binding; protein kinase activity.
AGAAUUGAUUAUCUCAGAACUCCCCAACUCAUGCUUCGUAAAGGAUCAAAGAAGAUGUAUAGGUCUGGGGCAUGGAAUGGACAAUCUAUUAAAGGCUCUGGUAUGUUAGCCAAUCAAGUUAACAAAUAUAACUUUGUUUGGAACAACAAAGAGUUGUAUUUCAUGCAUGAGAUUAGUGGUAACGCCAUAAUCUCGAAACUGACAUUGAAUCAAUCUGGAAUGAUACAACUCUCAGUACAGAAUGAAGGAGACAUUGAUUGGAUUAAUGUGUUCACAGUGCAAUAUGACUUAUGUAAUACGUACGGACAGUGUGGCCCUAAUGGCAUUUGCAGAAUCAGUAAGAUCCCAAUUUGUGAGUGCUUGGAGGGUUUUAUUCCAAUAUCACAGAGAGAAUGGGAUGGACUUAAUUGGAUGAGCGGAUGCGUUAGGGGGACUCCAACAAAUUGCGAGAAAAGAGAUUGGUUUAGGAGGCUUGGAAAUGUGAAAUUGCCGGACCUUAAACUGUGGCUCAAUAAAAGCAUGAGCCUUAAGGAUUGUAGGAGAGAAUGCCCCAAGAAUUGUUCUUGCACGGCUUUUGCAAGUUCAGAUAUUGGUAGAGAUGAUAGAACUUGUUUCAUUUGGUUUGGCAAUCUGACUGAUCUUAGAGAACUUGAUAAAAAAGACAGUGAGCAAGAUAUUUACUUUCGCAUGGCUGCUUCAGAACAAGAUUCAAUGACGAUCGAGAAUGAGAUAGAGUUACCAUUGUUUGACAUGGCAACUAUUGCUACUACUACUGACAACUUUUCAGGCUAUAACAUGAUUGGAGAGGGUGGUUUUGGACGUGUUUACAAGGGGAAGCUAUCAUCGGGACAAGAAAUAACAGUGAAGAGGCUUUCACAAAGUUCUAGGCAAGGUCUACAAGAGUUCAAAAAUGAAGUAGUUCUGAUUGCCAAACUUCAACACCGAAAUCUUGUCAGGCUACUUGGGUGUUGCAUUGAAGGAGAAGAAAUGAUGCUUAUCUACGAGUAUAUGCCUAACAAAAGCUUGGACUACUUCAUAUUUGAAGAAAGUAGAAAAGAGUUUCUUACAUGGGAAAAUCGCUUUGAAAUUUCCAUGGGAAUAUCAAGAGGGCUACUUUAUCUUCACCAGGAUUCUAGAUUAAGGAUUAUACAUAGGGACCUCAAAACCAGCAAUAUAUUAUUGGACAGUGACUUGAACGCUAGAAUUUCUGACUUUGGACUUGCAAGAAGUAUUGGAGGAGACCAAUAUGAAGCCCAAACAACAAGAGUAAUUGGAACAUUUGGCUAUACGUCCCCUGAAUAUGCUGUUGAUGGGAAAUUCUCAACGAAGUCGGAUGUUUUCAGCCUUGGUGUUCUCUUACUAGAGAUUGUGAGUGGUGCAAAAAAUAGGAAAUUUAGUCAUCCAGAUCACCAUCAUAAUCUUUUGGGACAUGCAUGGUUACUGUAGAAUGAAGGCAAGGCCAUGGAAAUAAUUGAUGACUAUCUAAAGCAAUUCUAUGAUGAGUCUCAAGUUUUGAGAUGCAUUCAUGUGGCUCUAUUGUGUGUCCAGAAACUGUCAGAAGACAGACCAACGAUGGCAUCUAUAGUUUUCAUGCUGGGAAAUGUAGGCGUAACAUUGCCUCAGCCGAAGAAACCUAGAUUUUUCAUUCAAAGGAGUUCUAAUGAAACUAAUGUGAUUCUUGAAGAGAGUCGCCUCUCUGAAAAUUCUAUGACAGUAACAAUGCUUGCUGCCCGAUAUCAGAAGUUUGCAUGCAGUAAUACUAAUGAUUUAUUUUUUUAUUUAUCAGAAAUACCAGCAACAUACACUUAGACCUAAUGUGGGGUUAGGAUACCCCUGUCCACGAUUUAUUGAUUGAAAGAAAAAAAG